ACUGGCUCAUUUGAAUGUACUAGUAGUGAGGGAGGAGGAGGAGAGCUCCGUUCCUCUGCGAUAGAGCUGAUAGUCUCUUAUCUCAGCAUCCGAGAAACACUCCCGCUAAUCGCACAUCAUUGGGAUCGUGAACGCUGACUUCCCAAUGAUAGACGAGGGAAAACCUUUCUGCCUUUGAGACUAUCAGGGAAAAAGAAACGGAGACAUACCGGGAGGUUCUCCAGUAGAAGUUCGGAACGAGAGAAAGAAAGAAUAGUGUUAUUUUUUUUUUUACAGAUUAGCCAAUUUCAAACAUCAAAAUGACCAGAAGAUCCUGUGCCAUUUACGCAACCGGGAUCGUGUGCGCUCAUUUGCUCAUUUUGGGAAUCGCCCUUCUGGUGGCUCAAGUCUUCCAAACAAUGAUUCAGGAACGGAUAAAAAAGGAGAUCACACUGGCUGAGAACAGUAGAGUAUUGGAGGGCUGGAUAAAUCCUCCACCACCUGUUUACAUGCAGUAUUUCUUCUUCAAUGUUACCAACCCAGAUGAGUUUUUGGCUGGGAAGGAGAAGCCCAAAGUCACUCAAAUAGGGCCAUAUACCUACAGGGAAUAUCGACCCAGGGAAAAUGUCACUUUCCUUGAGAAUGGGACGAAAAUCUUUGCCACAAAUCCCAAGAGCUUUGUAUUUCUUCGCAACAUGUCAUCGGGAGAUCCUGAGGUUGACCGUGUGAUAACGGUUAACAUUCCAUUCAUUGCCGUGAUGAACGAGUUAAACUCCUACUCCUUCUUUCUGAGGACUGCUGUGUCUAUGUGGAUGGGAUCCAUGGGCAUCGAGGUGUUUAUGAAUCGCACAGUCCAUGAGGUCCUGUGGGGUUUCAAAGAUCCGCUGUUGUCCAAACUCCACGCCAUGAGACCAGAAGUGGAUGAGCAUUUCGGCCUUAUGUACAAUAAAAAUGGAACCCACGAGGGUGAAUUUGUCUUCCACACUGGAGAGAAGAACUACAUGGACUACGGCAAGAUUGACACGUGGAAUGGCAUCAGUCAGAUGAACUGGUGGUCGUCUAACCAGAGCAACAUGAUCAAUGGUACCGAUGGCAGUGUCUUCCACACCUUCCUGUCCAGGAAAGAGCUCCUCUACAUCUUUGCUGCUGAUCUGUGCCGAUCCAUUCAUUUGGGUUACGUGGCUGAUACAGAAGUGAAGGGCAUCCCUACCUUCCGCUUCGCCCCUCCUUCAGAUGUACUCGCUCCUCCAGAUGUGAACCCCAGUAACGCUGGCUUCUGCGUGCCUGCUGGGGAUUGUCUAGGAAAAGGAGUCCUCAAAGUCAGCGUCUGUCGGCAAGGUGCACCCAUUGUUGUGUCAUUCCCUCAUUUCUAUCAAGCCGAUGAGAGGUACAUCAAAGCCAUUGAAGGAAUGAACCCAAAUGAGGAAGAACACGAAACAUACCUCGACAUCAACCCGACCACAGGGGUUCCUGUUCGUGCCUGCAAGAGAGCUCAGCUCAAUGUCAUACUGAAGCGAGUCCCUGGCUUCCCCAAAACAAAAUUCCUGAAUGAGACAAUUUUCCCCAUUAUGUAUGUCAACGAGACGGCAACUAUCGACGAUGGGUCUGCAGCCCAGAUGAGGACGCUUCUGUUGAUUGUAACAGUUGUGUCCAACUUCCCAGUCAUCAUUGUGGGACUGGGGGCCAUUUUACUUGUGGUCCUGAUCUUCCUCGUCUGCAGGAACCGCCAGAGAAAGAAUGAAGUAAAACGUAUUGAUUUUACUGAAGCUUUUCAUUCUUUUGCUACGGUGAAGGACGAAACGGCUUAUACCCAAGUGAGCAACCAAGCGGAGGAUUCGCCAGAGAACCGCACCAAUCAGCCUUUGAGAAACGGAUCUUACAUCGCCAUGUCGCCAGUAGAGGCGCAAAAGUGUUGAUGAAGAUGACUUGGUGGAGUCUCACUUGAGGACAUCACGUCUAUCCUCUUCACCCUUUUUAUAUUGUUAGUUCUCACUGUGCGAUUCGUCUUCAGGGGCCAGUCCCCGCACGCUCACCACCGUUUGCCGAGGGUCACUUAUUUGACCUGUGACUUUUUUUGUUUCCUUGAGCAUGGCCUUUCAAACUGCCAUAUCUUCAAUCAAAACAUAUAUAAACUCAAAGCACCCACUUCAGUUUCAAACAACCGUCUCUGGGUUUCCAGAGGCUUCUGUUGCCUAGUUCUGAGAGGCCUGAAACACACACUCUUGCCUUUUGAAAACGCAUAUAUGCAUUGCAUGCUCACAGAGUCCAUAGUUCCUGAAGGGUCAUAAACCCUUUCAGCAUGAGAGAGUGUGAAGGGUUCACAGCAGCCUGUGCUCUUAAAGUGUUUCUGAUCUCUUCCCACACUACUGUAUACAGGUCUACACAGGCAGACCUUGAACUAACACAGCUCUUCAUACGUCAAACCUUUUGGUAAUGAGCAGAUAAACUAUUGAUUUACCUCCUCUAAGAGUAUUAGAGAGUUAAAAGGUCUAAUAUGCUAACAAAAAUCUGGGUCUUAUCCAGAACUUGUGUGUGUGUGUGUGAUUGUACAUACCAGUAUGUGUGUGUAAUUAUAUGUGUGUAUUUCUGCAGGCAUGUCAAUGCUUGCAUGUUUUUGUCACACUGUGGUGAACUGCUCUGGUGGGUCACUGUCCACCGUAUUGCACGAUGCAGAGUGACAACAAGUGGAAACUAGUGACUUCAGCGGUCCUCUUCAUUUCAUAGUAUCUGAGUCACGUUUUUUCUGAUGCCAGAAACAUUUCAGUGAUGAUAGCUGUUAAAAGAGGUCAGACAGUCUCCUUUAAGGCAUUGCAUUACAGACAUCGUACUAGCUUUCAGCAUUUCGUAAUGAACGAACAACACGCGUAGAACACUUACAAGAGAGACUUGAAAUUUUCUGCCUUACAAAUACUUAAGAACACAAUGUGAUUCUGCUGCAUGGUAAAGGAAGGUAUAAGGUGGAACUAGACGAAAUGUCAGACAGAUAUUGGCCAAUCAGUGGUGGACUUAGAACUACGUCCAUCCCUUUUCACAGCAAAACACGUCUGUUCUGUAAUCUCGAGAGCACAACUACAGUCCACUGAACCCACAGUCGUAUCAGAGUGGAAGGGGUUAAAGGCCAGCAGGUUUUUGAGGGGUUAUCGGUGAAGUUUGCACAUCUUUUUUCUGUGCACGUUUGGUUUAUAUUAACCCCCUGUGGCUGAAAGAGACUCUAGCACUUGAAUCACUGCUUUUGUCUGUUGAGUUUAUUUUUGUUGCUUUUUCUGUCCUUGAUAUUUCGAUCCUUCGCUAUUGCUAAAAAAUGAAUUGAGGCCAUAUUUGAAAUCAGCUUGAACGGGAUGUGAUAGCUGCACACUUUACAAAAUAUCACUAAAGAUGAAUCAUCUUAUUCGUUUCUGUUUGUCCAAAUGAAUCUUUUUGGUUGUCUGUCUGAAGUUGCCAUAACCCUUGAGUGCGGUUACACUCGUAUGUAUCAGUAAAUCGUUCCCAUUUUGGUGAUGCUUGUUGGAAUGAUUGAUGUUUGUUACUUUUACUUGACGUAAACCAUCUGUUACUUAUUGCGACCGCGGUUUUCGUGGAUUGCAGUGCACACUAUUGCAUACUUGCCUGUGCCAUGGAUUUAGUGCCAGGUUUAAACUGGAAACACUGUAUAUGUGCAGUGUCUUAUGCAGCUGUAUGUGAACAAAACUGACGGAAAGUAAUUCAAGCUUUAGCGUAAUUAUCUACCAGUCCAUUGGAGAGGCUCUUUGAGUUUUGUUGUCAGCGCAGUUAGUAUAUACAUUUAUGUAAAAAUGGUCUUUGCUCAGCACUGUCUGUAAAAGACCCCGCUGGACUAUUGUGGUGAGACGCAACAUGUGACUUGAGUAUGAAAGACCUAAGAACCUGAGCCAUUUCUAUACAGUUUCCAGAUUCCUUAUGGUGACUUUUGCCCCUAUAUGCUUGACCAAAGAUUACAUCGGUUUGGUAGAUAACUGGUUUGUUUGCUUUCCACACAGAUAGCUGUAGUGCCAUCGAUUUCCCAUUUACAAGAGCAUUAGAACCUCAUUGUCUGCAAGGGCAAAUAAGAAAAAAAAAAAAUUUGAAAAAAGUCACAAAAUAUUUUCCAGAGCAUACUAUGUGAGUUUAUAAUGUGUUUAAUACAGCAAAGAACUUAAGAUGUAAAGUGUUGCCACAGAGUGCAAAGAAAAUCUCAGUAUUAUGUAUUGACAUAGCAAUACGAUGAUAUGUAAAAAGCAAAUUUUAUAAUGAAGUAAAAAGGUUUUGUAAUCAGACAGACGAAUAUUUAUGUAUUCAUAUGUUCAAUGAUAUGUACAUUAUCUGAAUUUGUAAGGUCUUUUCUUUGGUCUGGUUCAUUUCUAUAUUUUUUAAUUAUUUUGUAAUAUUUCAAGUGGAGUCAAACACAUUUCUGUUUUCUUCGUAAUUUUAUUUUUUUUGUUUUCCUUCAGAUUUAUGAAGUAGUACCAAGUGAAUAUUGUCCUAAAUUCGAGAUGGAACGGUGUAUGUGGUUGUAAAAACUGUUAACUUCGAUGGAGAAAGGCUUGUGUUGUAUCUGUGGGGUGUGAGCCUAUGUGUGUAAUGAUCUCCUGUUAUACAACUCUCAAGCUGUCAACACACUGUUUUGUCCAACUGGAAUAACAAAGGGAAGGCUGAGAGUCUUUGAGUUCCACUUAGGAAGAUUGCCAUAGUGCCAUGUUGGGUACAAGGGAAAUUUCCACUUGCAAUCUAACCUUUUUUUUCUUAGAUGAAUGAUGCCCUCCUUCAGGGAUGAGCUUUUAGUGCCAUACAUCCUUGUUUAUUUCACUUGCUUUAGUAGCAACAUGUUUAAGCAGUGUAGCAGGUUUUUUUGUUUUUGUCCCCCCCCCCCCGCCUUCAUUUCAGGGCUGGUAAAUUCCUCACAACAUCUUUGAGGGUGGUUUUAAAAACACUGAACACUUCGUGUCCUCCUGAGAUGCAUUGCGUUUUUUUGCUGCUGAGAAUGACAAUCCUUAUGUCAUGUUAGGUGCAAAAUCAUUUCAAGUAAUAUUAAUUUUUAGUUUUGAUAAUUUACACUGCACAAAUCUUUCUACAAUGCUUUUGUAAACAUUUUUAGUGUUAUUUGCAAAAAAAUAAAAAAUGUUGAAAUUCUUGCAA
This is a messenger RNA of Onychostoma macrolepis, 5109 nucleotides long. It is a transcript of the gene scarb2a, whose product is annotated as scavenger receptor class B, member 2a. Gene Ontology annotation, molecular function: scavenger receptor activity. The record is from RefSeq and is a predicted model, not a curated record. The transcript is spliced from 13 exons. Gene Ontology annotation, biological process: receptor-mediated endocytosis; protein targeting to lysosome. Bases 300 to 1895 code for a protein of 531 amino acids. Gene Ontology annotation, cellular component: membrane; cytoplasm; lysosome. Lineage: Eukaryota; Metazoa; Chordata; Actinopteri; Cypriniformes; Cyprinidae.